AUGAAAGCUGUCGCUGCCCUACUCAUAUGCGGACUGGGCCUGGUGUCCCCUGCCUGUGAACCGGGUUGGACGCAGUUCAAAGAGGACUGUAUAUGGUUUAGUAAUUCGGCUAAAAUAUGGUCGAGUGCUGAGAAUGACUGCCGUUCAAAAGGAGCAUGGUUGUUGUCAGAUGACAAUGAAGAUAAGCAUAAUUUCCUGUCCUCCAUCUUAUAUGCCUUUAAAAGCUUCCAUUUCAAUAAAUUCUUCAUCGGUGGAAGUGAUACAGCUUUUGAGAAUCAAUGGCGAUGGUUGGAGACUGGGGUCAGUGUUGGUCCUUAUACCAAAUGGGGUCUAGAGGAGCCUGAUGGAAACAACACCAAGAAUUGUUUAGCUGUGCGUUGGCAAAACGACACUAACCUGGUGUGGUCAGACGAAAUCUGCGGACAUUCGGCAAGUCAUCAUCAUCACGCUCACGGAUCUUUGAACUACAUUUGUGAGAAACAUGUGAACAAUUCCGGCUCGAUGGUAAUUGGUCGUCGCUGA
Ylistrum balloti is the source of this 522-nucleotide messenger RNA. Its product is annotated as C-type lectin domain family 4 member E-like. Gene Ontology annotation, cellular component: external side of plasma membrane. Gene Ontology annotation, molecular function: carbohydrate binding. The record is from RefSeq and is a predicted model, not a curated record. Lineage: Eukaryota; Metazoa; Mollusca; Bivalvia; Pectinida; Pectinidae. The transcript is spliced from 5 exons. Bases 1 to 522 code for a protein of 173 amino acids. Gene Ontology annotation, biological process: biological process involved in interspecies interaction between organisms.